Apodemus sylvaticus (European woodmouse) is the source of this 2448-nucleotide messenger RNA. Its product is annotated as radial spoke head 10 homolog B-like. Lineage: Eukaryota; Metazoa; Chordata; Mammalia; Rodentia; Muridae. The record is from RefSeq and is a predicted model, not a curated record.
UGCUGUUCUAGACAUCUCCACUGCAGAGCUACUAACGCCAGGGUGUACGAAAAUGGGGGACUUUGUGAAGAAUACCCCGAUGAACCACGGCGUGUACACAUGGCCCGACGGCAGCACGUAUGAAGGCGAGGUGAUCAAUGGCAUGAGGAACGGGUUUGGUAUGUUCAAGUGUGGCACACAGCCCGUGUCCUACAUUGGCCACUGGUGUCACGGCAAGAGACAUGGGAAGGGUUCCAUCUAUUACAAUCAAGAGGGGACCUCUUGGUAUGAGGGAGACUGGGUGUACAACAUCAAAAAAGGCUGGGGGAUAAGAUGCUACAAAUCGGGAAACAUAUACGAAGGGCAGUGGGAGAACAACAUGCGUCACGGGGAAGGCAGAAUGAGGUGGCUCACGACAAAUGAGGAGUACACAGGCCACUGGGAGAAGGGGAUCCAGAACGGCUUCGGAACGCACACAUGGUUCCUAAAGAGAAUCCCCAACUCUCAGUAUCCUCUGAGAAAUGAGUACAUAGGGGCGUUUGUAAACGGCUUCCGUCACGGACAAGGGAAGUUUUACUAUGCCAGUGGAGCCAUGUAUGAGGGAGAAUGGGUUUCCAACAAAAAGCAGGGCAGGGGCAGAAUGACCUUCAAGAAUGGCCGUGUGUAUGAAGGUCUGUUUUCCAAUGAUCACAUCGCACAGUUCUUUGAAGCUGAAAUCGAUUACUCACACAGCCUGGACCGCUGGUCAGAUGUCUCGCCGAGGAGCCGGCAGGCUCGGGGGUCUUCCGUCAGCGCAGUCAGGGAGCCUGAGACCCUACGAAAGUUGGAUGGCAGCGAAAGCCAUUCUGUGCUAGGAUCGAGUAUUGAGUUGGACUUAAAUCUGUUGCUGGACAUGUACCCCGAGGAAAGCCAAGAAGAAGAAAAGAAGCAGGUCGAGUAUGCCGUCCUGAGGAACAUCACGGAGUUAAGGAGGAUCUACUGCUUCUACAGUGGCCUUGGGUGUGAUCACUCUCUGGAUAACACCUUGAUGACAAAGCUUCACUUCUGGAGAUUCCUGAAAGACUGUAGGUUCCAUCACCACAACAUAACCCUUGCAGAUAUGGACAGGGUACUGAGCGUCUAUAACGGCAUCCCAAUUGAAGAAAUCCACUCCCCAUUUAGAACCAUCCUCUUAAGAACAUUCCUGAAUUACCUCCUGCAGCUGGCUUACUACAUCCAUCACAAAGAGUUCCAGAACAGAAGCCCAUCACUCUUCCUGUGUUUUACCAAACUGAUGGCCGAGAACAUUCAUCCACACGCCUGUCAGGUGAAAGGUCACUUAUUCAGUGAGCAGCAGCGGACACUCUACUCGAUGAAUUACAUCGAUAAGUGCUGGGAAAUUUACACAGCCUACUGCAGACGGAACGAAGCCCCGCCCUACGAACUGACAAUGAAGAUGAGGUAUUUCCUCUGGAUGCUGAAAGACUUUAGGAUGAUAAAUAAGGACUUAACUGCGACCAAAUUCAUGACUGUGAUAGCAGAGGAUAACCCUUUCGUGUAUGACGGAACCGAUAGCAACUUUGAGCUUGAGCUGGUCUUCCUGGAAUUCUUUGAAGCUCUCUUGGGCUUCUCUCUCUGCUGCAUGUUUGACCAGAUGACUAGAUCCUAUUUAAAAGUCCCGUACGAAGACAUCACUACAAACCGCUACGGCAGCACUCAGACGAUACUAAACCAGAGCGUCCACAGGAGCCCGAGUGCAAUCACAAGCCAUGACUCGGAAGUCCACUUCAGCAGCACCAAGUCGUCCUUAGACAAGAUGGGAGUUCUGCCUGAUGGUAAAAUCAGGCAGUCAGAGCCCAAGCUCAAGAAGUCGCUGAGUGAGGACAAGGUCUCCAAAAUGAACAUGAAGACUCAAGGAAGAGGGCUGGUGUUCAUGUCUCCACACGAGAAAUAUGAAAAACCCAAAGAUGAACAUAAAGACAAACUCAACAUCUGGGUGAACAACCUCUACAUGUUCUUUGUAAGUGUGCUCUUCAGCGCCUACAAACGUGAGGAGAUGCUCAAGGAGAAGGUGAAGGAAAACCGGCUCCAGGACGCAGUGCUGGCUCAGCAGAAGCAGAUAGAGAACGAAGAGCUCGAAGCCAGGCUGAACAUCCUACGGGAAGAGGAGGCCAGGAGACAAGACUUUGAACUUGACAUUACUGUGCUCAAGGAGCCGGUGGAGAUCACAUCCUCACAGCCACUCACGCCCAGCCCCCCUAAGGAGGACUUGGCUUCCAUCCAGACGAGCAAGGCCAGCCCGGGCAAGAAGAAGAAGAAGUAGUGAAGACGCACGCGCAUGCGCGCAGUGUCACAGCUGAGCUGCAAGGACAAGCCGGCACACAGCUGUGACAAAUGUCCCACAAAGUAAAGGGUCUGCAUUUAGCUUCUGGUUUGAGUUUUUGAAAUACUCUACCUUGGCCCACAAUGUAAGUUUCUGGUACGGCUGCA